AUGGCAACCAACGGUAACACCGCUCACCCCGACCACGCCGACGCCGGCAACAGCAACAACCCGUCCAAGGACGAGGUCGGCUGGUACUUUGUCGAGCAAUACUACACCACCCUGAGCAAGUUCCCGGAGAAGCUUCACCUCUUCUACGGCAAGAAGUCCCAGUUCGUCUACGGCCAAGAAGCUGAGGUCGCCAAUGUCUCUGUUGGUCGCCAGGCCAUCCAAGAGCGGGUGAAGCAGCUUGACUUCCAGGACUGCAAGGUCCGCAUUUCCAACGUUGACGCCCAGGGCUCGGUCGACAACAUUGUCAUCCAGGUCAUCGGCGAGACCUCCAACAAGUCUGGCGAGCCCAGGAAAUUCGUCCAGACAUUCAUUCUUGCCCAGCAACCCUCUGGAUACUUUGUCCUGAACGACAUCCUGCGAUUCAUCAAGGAGGAGGCCGAGGAGGAGACUGCUGACGCUUCGGCCCAGCCCGAUGUCGCUAUUGCCGAGCCCACCUCUGUCCCGGCCGAGAUCCAGCCCGAGCAAGAGGCUCCCAAGUCAGUUGCCGAUACCGAGGAGUCCACCCAGGCUCAACUCGAUCCUGCCGUCGUCGACAAGAAGCUUGAGGAGGCGGGCGCUGAGGAGUCGCAGGCUGCCUCGACCGUUGGCUCCGCUGCCGAACCCGCUCCCGCUCAACAAGCCGCACCUGUCGCAACGCCCGCGGCUGUUUCGUCGGUUCCCGACCCAGAGAAGGCUGCUCAAGAGAUUGCCGAGGAGGAGGCCAAGAAGCCCGAGACUCCCAAGGACCCUACUCCUACCCCCAUUCCUGCUCGUGCGCCCGCCCCGGCCCCGGCUCCGGCUCCAGCUGAGCCCGAGAAGCCCAAGGAGCCGGCCAAGCCCAUGACCUGGGCCAGCCGUAUUGCCGCCGCCGCAGGACCUCCCAAGCCUGUCGUGCCUCUUCCCAAGGCUGCUGCCCCGGCCGCUGCCCAGACAAAGCCUACUGCUGCCCCCGCUGCCGCUGCCACGGCCGCGGCCCCCGCUGCUGCACAGCCUGCUGCUCCCACGCAACCCGCCGAGACGGCCGCUAAGGAUGCCGGAAACGAGUGGCAGACCGCUGGCGCCGAUUCGAAGAAACAGAGCCGCCCUCAGUCCAUCUCUGGCCCUCCCCAGCAGGAGGGAUGCCUCGGCUACGUCAAGUAUGUGACUGAGAAGGUCCAGGCCGCCGAUCUCAAGACUGCUCUUGCCAAGUACGGCGAGCUGGUCUACUUUGACAUCAACCGCAUGAAGAACUGUGCUUUCGUUGAGUUUGCCUCGCCUGCCGGAUACCAGGCUGCCGUUGCCGCCAACCCUCACACCGUCAACGGAGAGAGCAUUGUUGUUGAGCCCCGUCGCCCCAAGGCCGGUGCUUACGGCGGUAGCAACUACAACCAGAACCGGGGCAGCAUCUCUGGCCGCGGCCGCGGCGGCUUCGAGGGUGGACGAUCCGGCAGCCAGAGCGGUGGCCGUGGCGGUUUCGGCGGACAGACCCGCGGCCGAGGUGGAAGCAGCGGUGCUCCCCGCGGUCGUGGCCCCUCGCAGGCUGCCAAUGCUUAG
This is a messenger RNA of Thyridium curvatum, 1572 nucleotides long. RefSeq lists its product as uncharacterized. Gene Ontology annotation, molecular function: mRNA binding. Gene Ontology annotation, biological process: ribophagy; protein deubiquitination. The coding region runs from base 1 to 1572 and encodes 523 amino acids. The transcript has 4 exons. Lineage: Eukaryota; Fungi; Ascomycota; Sordariomycetes; Thyridiales; Thyridiaceae. Gene Ontology annotation, cellular component: cytosol; ribonucleoprotein complex; Ubp3-Bre5 deubiquitination complex. The record is from RefSeq and is a predicted model, not a curated record.